Molecule: messenger RNA, 201 nt
Organism: Ilex paraguariensis (yerba mate)
Lineage: Eukaryota; Viridiplantae; Streptophyta; Magnoliopsida; Aquifoliales; Aquifoliaceae
Source: the annotation of a GenBank genome assembly
AUGACACAACAAAUGAGAGCACUUGGAGUUGAUGAGGCUCCAAUGCCCUUAAAGUUCCUUUUGUCCAUCUGCUAUGCUGCUUUCGUAAAAGGAGAUGUUUCAAAGAUUGAGGUUGAUGCUUCUGUGAGUGUAGAGGCCUCUCAGCUCUAUCCAGAGGUGAGAUACACAACUGUGGACGAAUUCCUCAAUCAGUUCGUCUAA